AGCACCGACGACAUAAAAGGAAAGAAUAUGUUUCCAACUAAGCUCAGCUGGUUGACUCAAGAAGACGCUCGGAGUCGCAGGAAAGCGACUGCAGAAAUCAUGCGGUAGAAGCACUUCUUCUCUGGUUAUUGUUCUGCUGUUGGUUCAGCACUCUGCUCUUCGCUGAUAGGAAUGGACGCUGCAGCAGAGAUCAGUGCCGUUGUCGCAGAGUACGCGUCGAUGCUGUCGAGUAUCGAGCGCGUGCCGGAGCACCCGGAGAGCGUCGAUAUCCAGACAAAGGAGAACGUCGCGGUGAGAGUGGAGGUCUCGUCCGCGGGUUGGAGGAUACAACACAUAUCCUGCGACAAAGAUGCAGCGCUGCGACGGCAACUCGCGGAUCUCGUGGGAUCAGUGUACGAGACCGCAGAGGGACUGUUGAUGCGGGUGUCGCCUGCGUUUGUGAAGGAGUGGCAGGCGAGGUUGGUGGCGCAGUUGGAGCUGAUAGGAAGUGUUGAAGAGUAGAGUAUAUACAUUACAAUACAAAUACAACAAUAUAAUACAAUCAAUACUGCUG
Molecule: messenger RNA, 553 nt
Organism: Myxozyma melibiosi
Lineage: Eukaryota; Fungi; Ascomycota; Lipomycetes; Lipomycetales; Lipomycetaceae
Exons: 2
Coding region: 172-501 (109 amino acids)
Source: RefSeq, a predicted model, not a curated record